This is a messenger RNA of Helianthus annuus (common sunflower), 873 nucleotides long. Its product is annotated as chloroplastic import inner membrane translocase subunit HP30-2. NCBI's taxonomy places the organism in Eukaryota, Viridiplantae, Streptophyta, Magnoliopsida, Asterales, Asteraceae. The record is from RefSeq and is a predicted model, not a curated record. Gene Ontology annotation, molecular function: protein binding; transmembrane protein transporter activity. The transcript is spliced from 6 exons. Gene Ontology annotation, cellular component: TIM22 mitochondrial import inner membrane insertion complex; chloroplast inner membrane. Gene Ontology annotation, biological process: protein insertion into mitochondrial inner membrane; protein targeting to chloroplast. The coding region runs from base 40 to 765 and encodes 241 amino acids.
CAAGGUAAUUCGUUGUUCAUAGGCCAAAAUUAUCUCUAGAUGCACAACCCAAUCACAUACUUGGAAACUAAACACAACGAGUUACAUAAUGGGUUCAAGGGUUGGCUCGCCAAACAAUCUUUACCGGUUGAGGCUGCCGUGGUGACCCUCACUGGCGCCGCUAAGGGCGCAAUCUUCAGUGGUUUCACGGGUGCAUUCGCCAAAGACUCCUCCUCCACUGCACCACCUCCCGACGACUCCGUCAGCCCAAAUACGAUGGCUUCCUUCCAGAAAUCCCAGGCUCCUGCAGGUGGGCCCUUAAUACAUGCCCGUAAUUACGCUGUAAUUUCGGGUGUUAAUGCAGGCAUAUCCAGUGUCUUGAAAAGAUUAAGAGGCAAGGAAGAUGUCCAAACAAGUAUGGUAGCCGCUUUUGGUUCUGGGGUAAUGUUUUCUUUGGUUAGUGGCUCUGGUAACAGUCACGCGAAUGUAAUCACAGCUGGUGUUUUCUUCGCGCUAUGUGAAGGUGUACUCUUUAAGGUAAGUAGGAUAUUCAUACGACCACGAGGUGAAGAUGUGAUGUAUAAUGAAACUAGAGCCAUGUUGUCUAGCCUUGGUCUUGAGAAAUAUGAAAAGAACUUCAAAAUUGGCUUGUUAACCGACAACACUUUGCCGCAGCUCACAGACAAGGCUCUGCAAGACAUAAAAAUCCCACCUGGACCACGACAUGUGAUUCUUGAUCAUGUCCAAAGGAGCAAGGAGGAGAAGAAAGGUGGUAGAAGGACUUAAAAGUGAUUCAAAUGUUGGAUGCUUAUGCACAAGAUUAGAAGAAAUUCAGGAGAAUAUGUUGUUACGUUUUUUUAUCAUCAUGCAAUAAUUAUGAUUAAAGUUUAUUAA